Messenger RNA from Rattus rattus (black rat), 1184 nucleotides. RefSeq names its product jagunal homolog 1 (gene Jagn1). Lineage: Eukaryota; Metazoa; Chordata; Mammalia; Rodentia; Muridae. Bases 130 to 681 code for a protein of 183 amino acids. Gene Ontology annotation, biological process: granulocyte colony-stimulating factor signaling pathway; endoplasmic reticulum organization; vesicle-mediated transport. The record is from RefSeq and is a predicted model, not a curated record. The transcript has 2 exons. Gene Ontology annotation, cellular component: endoplasmic reticulum membrane.
CCGGAAGUGCUCCCAGAGCUGCAGGCCGUGUGGUGGAAGCGGAGAGGAGGAGGCAGGAAAGCGGUUCUCUGGGAGCCUGGCUAGGUGUGUGAGCCAGAGGGUCGGCGUUAGGGCCCUAGGUUCUUCACGAUGGCGUCUCGGGCAGGCCCACGAGCGGCCGGCACCGACGGCAGCGACUUUCAGCACCGGGAACGAGUCGCCAUGCACUACCAAAUGAGUGUGACCCUCAAGUACGAAAUCAAGAAGCUGAUCUACGUGCAUCUCGUCAUAUGGCUGCUGUUGGUUGCCAAGAUGAGCGUGGGACACCUGAGGCUCUUGUCACAUGACCAGGUGGCCAUGCCCUAUCAAUGGGAAUAUCCGUAUUUGUUGAGCAUUGUGCCCUCUGUCUUGGGUCUUCUCUCCUUCCCUCGAAACAACAUUAGCUACCUGGUGCUCUCUAUGAUCAGCAUGGGGCUCUUCUCCAUCGCUCCCCUCAUUUAUGGCAGCAUGGAGAUGUUCCCUGCGGCACAGCAGCUCUACCGCCAUGGCAAGGCCUAUCGCUUCCUGUUCGGUUUUUCCGCCGUCUCCGUCAUGUACCUGGUGUUGGUACUGGCAGUCCAAGUUCAUGCCUGGCAACUCUACUACAGCAAGAAACUCCUAGACUCUUGGUUCACCAGCACACAGGAGAAGAAACGUAAAUGAUGAAGCCUGCUUGAUGAACUGCUCUGGGGGUAUAACCUAGGGCUCCCACUGAGCAGGUGGAGGGGGCUGUUGAGAAUCUCCACAGACUGUGGCAUCUGUGAUGUUGACACCCAGUGCACUCUAGGCUCAAAGCUUGGCCUAGAGUUCUCUCUCACCAUCUGCUGAGGCGGCAAAGCUGUAGUAUUUAAUUUAUUCUUGACUAGCUACAGCGGGGUGACCAGUGGCUGUGAAACGCUUUAACUGGUUGAACUUGAGGCCCUCUAGAGUUUGGGUUUUGCAGACUGAGCCUUACCUUGCCUUCUCUUGGUCGUACUCCCUACUUCCAUGCAUCACCUCCUCACCACCAAUACAAAAAGAAAUCUGGAAUAAUCCGUAUGUCAAGUGGACUUCAACCAUAGGUCACAGGGCAGGCAGCAUUUGGGAAGCUGCUCCCCUACAGGCUGUUCUGUUUACUGCAAACCAUUUUAAAUCAAGAACCUCAAUAAAGUUAAGACUGUCCUGUG